AUGUCUCUUCCUAUGACAUACAAGGCAUUUCGCCGUGCCACGGGAAAUCCGCCAUUGACCGUCGUCCCAUCCACCGAAAACCUUUCUCCUGAUUUGGGUCCUACCGAUGUCCUGGUCAAAAUCCACACCGUUUCGCUCAACUUUCGUGACAUUGCCGUCCUUCAUGGACUAUACAAUAUUCCAUCUGAAGAGAGCGGCAUCCCCGUUUCUGAUGCCGCUGCUGAAGUUGUUGCCGUUGGCUCAGGGACCCACAAUUUCCAGAUUGGCGCCCGGGUGUCACCCAGCUUCCUGGUUUCCCGCUUGACCGAUGACGAAAAUAAUCCCAAUUUCAACUGCGUUGGACAUGAUGUUCCCGGUGUGCUUCGCAAAUUCGCAAUUUUUGACGCGAAAGUGCUGCUGCACCUGCCCAAACAUCUCUCAUGGGAGGAGUGGGACACAAUCGCGGAUUCCUUGCGUGGUCUAUUCAGCAUGGGUCUUCUGAGCCCCAGUUUCUUGCAUUCACAAAUUUUUAUAACUCCUCCUUCCCCGACCAUAUCCUUCGCAGAACAAACAGUCAUUGUAACAGGGUCGAACGUGGGCCUCGGUUUCGAAGCAGCACGACAUUUUACCCGACUUGGCGCUGCGAAAGUCAUCCUCGCUGUUCGCAACCGCCGCGCGGGCGAAGAGGCCAAACGGUUCAUCGAGGCAUCCACGAAUACCUCAGGUAUUUGUGAAGUUUGGGACCUCGAUCUUGCCUCCUACAAAUCGGUUCUCUCGUUUGGAAAAAGAGUCGCGGAACUCCCUCGGCUUGAUGUGGUUGUGGCAAAUGCCUCAAUUGCAACUCCGCACUUUCAAAUAGCGGAGGGCCAUGAACGCACUAUCACAGUAAACGUUAUUAGCACAAUACUGUUGGAAUUACUCGUGUUGCCGACGCUGCGGAGGAGUGCGAGAUUAUAUCCUGGUACGAAACCUCGGUUGACAACAGUGGUAAGCGAGGUACAUGGCUGGGCGAAGUUUCCUGAGCGUAACGCAGAGCAUGUUUUUGCCGCGUUGGAUGAUGUGGAUUGCGCCAAUAUGGCAGAGAGAUAUGAAGCUUCGAAGCUCUUACAGGUGCUUGCGCUCCGGGAGAUGGCAGCCCAGGCAACCGAUAACUCAGUGGUGAUGAAUAUGGUCAAUCCUGGGUUCUGUCAUUCCCAGCUGGGGCGUGAGAUUGGCUUCGUGUUCAGCAUGAUAAAGAUGGUGCUCGCUCGGUCAACAGAGGUGGGUAGUCGGACACUGGUGGCGGGAGCAGCAAGCGGAGAGGAGAGCCAUGGAAAAUAUAUGACAAAUGGACUGGUUAAUAACGAUGCUCUGUCGCCAUUUGUUCGCAGUGAGGAAGGAGACAAGACACAGAAGAAGAUAUGGGGAGAGCUGGUUGCAAUUCUUGAGGCAAUUGAGCCCGGAUUAAUGCAAAGCCUGUAA
Messenger RNA from Aspergillus versicolor CBS 583.65, 1440 nucleotides. RefSeq lists its product as uncharacterized. NCBI's taxonomy places the organism in Eukaryota, Fungi, Ascomycota, Eurotiomycetes, Eurotiales, Aspergillaceae. The record is from RefSeq and is a predicted model, not a curated record. The transcript is spliced from 2 exons. The coding region runs from base 1 to 1440 and encodes 479 amino acids.